CAAACUGUGAAAACACCGAAAAUCACAGCAGCUUUUCCACAAUGUUGCUCCAUCAAAGGAUGAAACUUUGGUUCAGGUUUUGACGAAUGUAAUGGAAAGCGAAAGACAAAGUACAGAGAGAGAGACGCCGCCUCAGCACUGGAGAAGUUGCAAGCUGAUAAUUGACCCUGCAUUGACAAAAGGACUGUAUAAAGUGUACCGUUAUGAUGGACAACAGUUUAACAUACCCGUGGAGGACUUAGGUCUGUUUCCUGUGGAGACAGUCAGAGAUCCCCGCAUCUGCCGCCUGUGGAGCAAAUGCAACAAGACUGACCUUUUGAUAUCUAAAUUUAAGGUUGAUGAAUGGUAUGUGGGCCCUGUUCCUCCCAAAGAAGUGACCUUUUCCAGGUUGAAUGACAAUGUGAGGGAGGCCUUCUUGACUCACAUGUGCAGUAAAUAUGGCAACCUUGAAGAAGUGGAAAUAUUUUACAACCCCAAGAACAAGAAGCAUUUAGGGAUUGCGAAGGCCGUCUUUGACACAGUGAGGGCUGCAAAAGACGCUGUUCAGUACCUUCAUCAGACGUCAGUGAUGGGAAAUGUUAUUCAUGUGGAAAUUGAUCCUAAAGGUGAAAACAGAGCACGAUAUCUCCAGCUUCUCUUACGUGGCCUUUAUACUCCUUGGACGCUGCCAGUGGGUGGCAGUGAGCGAGCUAUUCAAAGCUCAGUUGACACUUUGCUGGUAAAUACUCUUAUGCAGCGACAGGGGAGUUUUUCGAGCCCCACCAGCAUCGCCACACCCCUCUCUCUGGACACAGCCUAUUCCAGUAUUUGGCAGGAUACACCUUGCAGCUUUGGGCUCACACCACGUUCUCAGGGAACCCCCCGCACUCCUUGCUUGUCUGCGACUCCUCUCUCCCAGGACUCUUGCUACUCCAGUCUUCAGGCAACUCCAGUCCUCCAGGGGGAGCCCUCCACCUACAGUGUUCACAAGCCUUUAAGACAAGAGCUCUGUCAUCGUAGGCCUGCGAGGUAUCACAGAGGAUCCAGUGAAAUCUCAGAUGCCACUUUAAUUUUGAAGCAUUGCCAACCACAGCCACCACACCCCCUCCCUGCCCAAAUACAAAGUGGCAGCCCGCGGUUUGCACUGUGGGGUCGCAGCGCACAAUCCUCAUCUCCCAGUAAUACAGAACCUUCCUAUAACCUUGCCUCCCCCUGUCAGGAGUCUAGAGACAUGGUCACUGAUACCUCUAAGACUUUACAAAGGAACUGCAACUCUUUCAGCAUCCUGAGCAUUAAUUUCACAGCUGACCGGCAGGCUGCAGCAUCCCCCCCUCCUGAUGACCAUCCAUGCAUAACAGAGUUAUCUCCAUCUGCUGGUAACUGUUCCUCUAGCAGCCCUCAGCCAGAGGUAGAGAGUUUGGAUUCCCGCAUAGAGAGUUUGCUGACAAACAGCCAGAUUACUGACCCCUCAUACUUUGACAGAAAGACUUUGGUGGCUGAUGAGCACUCUCAGGACAGCCCAACUUCGCCUUGCCCCACUCAUACUUCCACUUUCUCAAAUGACUCGCUUGUUUGCACAAAGACUUCUUAUGACUUCACCACCAGCCGCCAGCGCUCCUACAGUGAUCUGGUGACUAUCAAUUCAACAUCACUGGUUGAAACCGAAGAGGAUGAAACUACUCAGGCUGUUUUGUUUCUGACAAGAAACGCCCAGUCUCCAUCUGACUUCACACAUUAGUUGUUACAUUUUUUAUGUCUUAUUCAGGAGUAUCAUACAGCAAAUGAAGAUAAGGAGCACUCAAAUAACAGACUGCCUAGAGCUCUGACACCCGCAAAACAGAUUGCCCCCCUUCUCCUGCCUCCAUCCUUUUCUUCUCUCAACAGCACCACUCAACUCCCUACCCCCAAAACUCCUCCUGCUAUUAAAUCUGGGUGCUCCCACCCACCAGUCACCCCUUUCCCUUUCCCCCCUCCUCCCUUUCCCCCAGCUAUUCCACCUGUCCCACCUCGCCUGCCAAAUGGCACCAUCCCCAUCCCACCUCCAGGCUGGAUCCCACCUUCAGGCCACCAUACCAGCAUCCCCAUUCCUCCUCCCCCUGUUCUACGUCCUCCUUCGAUUCCUCCCCCACCAACUUUUCUUGGACCCCCUCCACCGUUGGUGCCACCUUCUGUUCCACCCCCUGUGCACACAUACCCCUUGCCCAUGCAGCCGCCAGGUCCUUUGGAUAAGGGGAAUCCUCCAAGGCAUGGCCUUGCACCUUUACUAUUCCCUCGACCACCCUGGCCCACCCCACCUUUUCCCAGGUUUAACCCCUUUGUACCACCACCAGACUACCCGCUUGUGCAGGAAAACCCUCAUAAGGUCACAGUAGAAAAAGUUCUAGAAGUCAUCAUGGAAGAACUGAAGUCAAUCAUUAAGAAGGACAUUAUGCGUAGAAUGAUUGAAGGGGUCGCUUUCAAGGCAUUUGAGGACUGGUGGGACAGUCAAGAGAAGAAAACAAAGAUACAAGUUUCUCCUUUGAAAAGUGGAGCAGCAAGUGUUGAAGAGAGGAACAAACUAAUAAAUCCCCUCAUGCAUGUCAGCAGCAAGGGCAGGAAACCUCCACUGCCAUCCUUCAAGGUAAAAAAGAAAAGAGCUGAUGAUGCUGCUACAUCAGAAGAGACAGAAAAUAUGUUGUGUUCUACUCAUGAAAGCUCUGAUGCGAAACAGAAGGAUGACACAGUGAGACUUGAGAGAGCCAAACGCAGACAUGCAAGACCACAUGAGCUUGACAGUGAUGAUGAUGAAGGGAAAGAAGAAGAUAACACACUUCAAGAUGAAGAAACAACUUCAGACAAAGUGGAGACUAUUGUAUCAGCUGAUGAUGAUAUUCAAAUUCUGUGUGACAGAGAUGAUCAUGAUGAUGGUGAUGACAGUGAUCAUCCUGAGGAAGAAAAGGAGUUGGCAAAAGAACACACAGAUGAUGAAGAUGCUGACAUCGUCCAAAGUAGUGAUGGAGUGCAGUGCUUAGAUAGCGAGACUUUUUCAGAGAGCAGCUCCUCAGAGGAAGGUGAGUACUCAUCAGACUUCGACACCUCAGACUCGAUUUCCUCAGAGAGCUUUGAGGACUCGUCCUACUCUGACCUCAGUCCUGAAGAUGAAGACAUGGAGGAAGACGGUGACGGGAGUGGUGAGUGUAUAAUCGUAUCGUCAGAUGAGGAGUCGAUGGAGCUGGAGCCCCCUGUCACCCCCUCAGCCCCGCUAACCCCUGGUGCUCAGCUGGAGCUGGGCUUGCAGGACUGGGCAGAUCCAUUUCAUAGGGAGGGAACUGCUGAGAACCAGUACGCAUCCUGUCGACAAGAUGCCUGUUGUGACUUGGAUGUUAUGACGGAGCUCCAAACCAGUGAACCCCAGGACCAUCUACGACCCCCGUCACCCAUAGGACUUCCAGGAGUGGAGCCACACCUUGAUGUAGAGACGGAGAGCCCUGAAUGGACAGAAGAGUCAUCAGGGAACAUAGAAAACCUGAGGCCCCUCACUCCUACUGGCUGCUUGCUGGACAGCGACCCUGACCUUCUGAUAAGAAGCAAGCCCACAUCCCCAGCUGUGGAGGAGGUGGAAAGACCACAGACACCAGGCAAGGGGAUAGUAGCUGAACUGGAGAGUGUGGACUCUGCAGAUGAAGUCCUCUCCCUCUCUCCAACAGGCACUGAGCUCGUUCUAGCUCCUUCUGAUCCCCUGACCUCGUACCCAUCAUACCAGGAUAUGCCCAAAACUCCUGGUAGAGAGGAUAGAUGUGGAUGGACCUCCUACAUCUCUGGGAGAGCUCCAGCAACACCAGGCAGAGAGACAACCAUGUCAGAGGGUAGCACAAUGAUGUGCCAGACUGUCAGCAGCCCACCUCCUGUGCCAUCCCUGUCUAGCAAUCCAUAUAUCACAGCCCCAAAGACUCCUGGGAGAGACAUCAUCCUACCCCGUAGAGCCAUAGUCCACAGGAGAAAAACACAAAUGGUGACGACCUUACAUCCCCUCUUAUAUGAUUCUCUAGAAGGCUCCCCCAUCUCAGUGUCCUCUGCAUGCAGCCUCUCAGAGUAUUCAUCUGACUCUGAUCAUGGGAAGGGCAUGUGGAUCAGUUCAGGUGGGAGAUUGAGGCCCUUGCAGGGGCUGGAGAAUGUACCUGGGCUUCUGGAUGAUGAGAACAGGACAGAGACAGAGACAUCCUUAUUAAGGAGACUACAUUGGAGGAGGUUAAAGAGGAGGAGGAACCAUCAUCAGCGGAGAUCACUGAAAAGAAUCACUCACUCCGCUCACAGGCAUCCUUACAGGUGGCGUACACCCUGUGAGGAGAAGAGGAUACUUAAUAGUGUUUGGAAGAAGGGCCUGGAUGAAGAAGAUAUGAGGCUGCUGCGGUGUACAUAUGAAAGGCUGCAAGCACGGGAUAAUGGCUUUGGUUGGAUCAGUGACACCCUGUGGAUACCUCACCCUCUGACCAAAGUCCUUACAGAGGGGAGUGAGGAGCUCAGAUCCUGGCUGCCAAAGCACAGGACCGGCUCUGCUCGCAGUGAAGGAUUCUACAAAAUCAGCAGGAAAGAUAAAAUGAAAUACCUCAACAACACAAAGCUGACUGCUGAGCUUCCAUCUACAAGUACUCAGGGAAUGUGCAUCCCAGCCCAACAACCAACCUCACUGCGUGCCGGAUCUGACUUCAGGUCUGAGCAGCGUCGGCUGCUGUCCUCUUUCAGCUGUGAUAGUGACCUGGUCAAGUUCAACCAGCUGAAGUUCCGAAAGAAGAGGAUUCGUUUUAGCCGGAGUCAUAUUCAUGAGUGGGGCCUGUUUGCGAUGGAGCCAAUCGCAGCAGACGAGAUGGUGAUUGAGUAUGUGGGCCAAAUCAUCAGACAGGUCAUUGCUGACAUGAGGGAGCAGAGAUACGAGGAGGAGGGCAUUGGGAGCAGCUAUUUAUUCCGGGUUGAUCAGGACACCAUCAUUGAUGCUACGAAAUGUGGGAACUUAGCCAGAUUUAUUAACCACAGCUGCAAUCCUAACUGUUAUGCAAAGAUCAUCACUGUGGAGUCUCAGAAGAAGAUAGUGAUAUACUCCCGGCAGCCCAUAAGCAUCAAUGAAGAGAUUACAUACGACUACAAGUUUCCGAUUGAGGAGACCAAGAUUCCUUGUUUGUGUGGAGCAGAUAGCUGCCGGGGCUCCUUGAACUAG
Molecule: messenger RNA, 5170 nt
Organism: Epinephelus lanceolatus (giant grouper)
Lineage: Eukaryota; Metazoa; Chordata; Actinopteri; Perciformes; Serranidae
Source: RefSeq, a predicted model, not a curated record